CCUGGCGCUCUGCGAGCAUAGUACUAUAGAGAACUGACUAACUCCUCUAGCUGGCUAGCAAGCAGCAGUCAGUAGGCUGAUGUGGGUUGACGUGAACUCUCAUUGAGUUUCUCUGUCUCUCUCAAUGUGUUGUUGCGAACAUUUUUUUUUUCACUACACAUACAAUAUUUUGUCGUCACGCACGGAAAUACUUUACUCUCUUAAAUACUCUUUUUUUGGAGUUCUACGAAUUUUCUAUAUACAUACAUUUAACAGAGUCGGCAAAGGCUUGGAACAAAAGUCACUUGAUAAAACUGAUAUAUAACUAUAUAUCAUGUGAAUCCUGGUGUGUACUGAUGCCGUAAAAAAGAUCAAAGGAGUGAAAGACUUCGAAAUUUCCUUUUUUUAAGACAUUGGUUUUGUGAGUGUAUAUAUGUGAGAUUGAAAUUUAGGGGAAUUAAUCACUUUAAUGGAUAUAUAUAUAUAUAUAUAUAUCUCAACUACUGAUGAUCCUUAGAAAAUGAAGCUGCCUAAAUCAAGAACAAUGAAUCAAUAUCGUGAUGAAUUCUGUUAUUAGUGAAUUUUUCAUCGUCAUCAUCAGUCGGGUAAAUCACGUGCUCAAGCGGUUUGAAGGUACCUGAUUCGCGCUACCUGACGACAAACAGCGAUAUGCCAACGAGUGGUUUACGCUGCACGAUGAUGGGGAGGAUAAAGGAUGUUAGAUUCGUGUUUUGCUCUUAUCUUGCUACGUAACGGAGGAAGUAAUUACAAGAUUACUGUAAUAAAAAAAGGCCUAAAGAAAACGCGAUAGGAUAUAGUGGCAACCCUAAACGAACAUAGACCACAAUUAUUUGGUCCGCAAUUGUCUCCUGAGAAUCUGUCUAUUACUGAGGAAGCAGUAUACUUGAUUUAUGUGCAUUUUUGCCACAAACAUAAAUUCUAGGAGUAGUGUUGAUUGAUAUAAAUAUAUAUAUGCAGAAAAUGAAUGAAUGAUUCUAUGCCUCAUCGCAAUGUGUCUGAAAUUGUGUUUUUUAAUCAUUUUACUCUCCUUGCUUCUUAUCAAUGCAAAUGAACACUAUACAUCUAAAGAAGCAGGCGAAGAUGAUGAUUCUUAUUUAUUAGAGGAAGAUGACACUGCAUCGGCAACAAUUGCAACUGAUACUGAAUUUAUAUCCGAGGAAAGUGGUCAUUUGCCAGUAUUUCUAACUGAGCCAUUAGAUGCAUUUGUCAUUAAAAACAAACCGGCAACGCUUCACUGUAAAGCAGCUCAUGCAUUGCAAAUUUACUAUUUAUGCAAUGGCAUUAGAGCAGAGGAAUCGUUUCAAACUGCAUUUGUUGAUCCACACACGGGAACACGGAUAGUUGAAUGUGAACACAACAUAACCAGAGAUCAAAUUGAAGAGUAUUUUGGAAAGAAUAAAUUUAAAUGCGAAUGCAUUGCAUGGUCAGGUUCUGGUCAAAUCAAAAGUCAACCAGCAACUGUGGAUGUUGCCUAUUUAAAAAAGCAAUUUGAAUCGCCGCCGUAUUCUCAGUCCGUGGAAGCUGGACAAGGUACAGAACUUCGAUGUAUUCCACCAAUUGGUGUUCCAUUGCCAAAUGUUUAUUGGUUAAAAAAUGGUGUCAAAUUAGAUUUAAAUGCGGAUACUCUAUUGGUAUCCAGCGAAGGACAUCUUUUGAUUGGACAGACAAAAUUAAGUCAUCAAGCAAAUUAUACAUGUGUAGCUGAAAAUAUUGCAGCUAAACGUCUCAGUGAUCCUGCUAGUCUCACAGUUUAUGUAAAUGGAGGAUGGUCUCAAUGGUCUUCAUGGUCUGAAUGCCAUUCUCGUUGUGCUAAAGGUGGUCAGAAAAGAACCCGAACAUGUAGCAAUCCAGCUCCCAUGAACGGUGGUCAACCAUGUUUAGGUCCCGCACAGCAGAGAAAUGAUUGUAGUACAAAUUGUCCAAUGGUAGAUGGAGGCUGGUCUAAAUGGUCAGCAUGGUCUGUUUGUGGAAGUGAUUGCACUCAUAUAAGACGACGCUCAUGUGAUGAACCUUCUCCAAGUCAUGGAGGUCGAAUCUGUCAAGGAAAGAAUAUUACAAUAACAAAUUGCACAGACGGAAUGUGCAAUGUCGAUGCCACGAAAUUAGGAGUGGAAUCUUCUAAAAAAGGCAAUCGAGAGUUGGAUGUAGCCUUUCAUAUUGGUUUGACCGUGACAUUUCUUAUCACCAGUGGACUUAUUUUUUUUCUCGCCAAACUACUUCGACGUAAGGCCCACAACCAUUCACUGUACUCAAUGACUCAUAACGAAUUUAACCCGCAAUUUUUCUCCGAUCAAGAUAAAAAAUUGAGUAUGCAACCAGAUGUUGCACUCACGGGAGUUCCUGCCUGUUAUGAGUAUCCCUUCGAUCCUAAAUUACCAAUGUCACGUUCAUCUUCGGAGCAUCAUUACGAUGUUCCACAUCUAUCAUUACCAUUACAAUCUUCGUCUAUUUCACCAACACCGAGUACAUCAACUCAAGAAUUCUCCAGUCAUAAGCAAAUCCAUUCAGACAGUGAAAAUAGUGCUACCAGUUCCUAUUCAUCAUCGGAAUUUAGCUACAAUAUUUCAACGAAAAGUGUGAUGCCACCAAAAUUAGAAACGGAAAAUGUUGCACGAGCCGUUGUAAAUACAAGGGGUGCUCUAUUGGUAUUAACGGAUUCUGGAAUUUCAAUGUCCGUUCCUGAAGGCGCUGUAUCGAAACCAUCAAAGGAGAAACUUUAUUUGGCAGUACUCAAUGAUGAUCGAUUUAGGCCACGACUACCAGAUGGAAUAACUCAGCUCUCAGCGGUGGUUGCAUGUGGUCCAUCGUCAGUUACACUAAAUAAACCGGUAAUUUUACAAUUUGAACAUUGCGCAAUGAUGCAUUCAACAACAUGGGAAUUAAGCAUAUGGGCCUCUAGAAGUUUAGAUAUUGAUGAAAUAUCACUUAAUUCAUCGAUGGAUGAAGAUUCAGUAAUUCAGUGGGAGAGAGUAUUGACUCUAGGAAGUGAAACAAUAAAUACACCUCUUUUCACUCAACUCGAUCAUUCGGAGGCAUUUAUUGUAACUGAUCAAUUAAGAGUUUACAUUUUGGCUGGUCAAAGUUGCAAAAAUUCAAUAGCAACAAAAAGAUUAAAACUGCUUUUGUUUGCUAGUCAAACAGGUGAAUCUAGUAUUCGUGUUUAUGUAAUUGAAGACACAAAAGCCGCAAUGAAGACAGUAAUCGAUAGAGAGGCACAAGUAAAAACAUUCAUUUUAGAUAAACCAAGAACAAUACUCUUUGAAGAUAAUGGUGAGCCACUUCAUAUUCAUUUAGAAGAAAUUGGCAACGAUGAACAGAUUCCAGUUGAAAAACAUGAAAUUUUAUUUAACGAUAUUUGGAAUAGUAUGGAAAAUACAAGAAAUGUGGCAUUUGAUUUAGAAACAAUCAGUGAGAAUUUAUCAAUGAGAUGCUAUAAACUUCAAGUAUUUCAGGGUAAUUCGGACAGUAAACAGAUGUUUAAAAUUUUCUACGACGGAAUGAAAAAUCUCAUUUCUUCGGGAAGCAUCACUAGACCACUUAGAGAAGUCACUGUUGUUAGCAGUGGACAUGCAAAUAGUACUGUAACUGAUUCUGCAACAUUGCGACCGUUUCGAUUUACCAAAUCUCUUAGAAGGCAACUUUGUCAGUGCCUUGAUCCACCCAAUGCACUUGGUAAUGAUUGGAGAAUGCUGGCGCAAAUGCUUCAAGUUGACAGGUAUAUAAAUUACUUUGCUACCAAGGUGAGUCCAACGGAGCACAUUUUAGAUUUGUGGGAAGCAAGACACCGAGCACCAACUGCCGUUACUGACUUACUAAAUCACCUAAGGGUUAUGGGUAGAAGUGAUGCAGCCAUUAUUCUUGAAGCCCAACUUGGACCUUGGCUUUGAAAUUGUUUCCUUGAAUGUUCAAUAUAUUAUAAGUACUUUCUUUUUAAAACUAAACGGAGACAUUUUAAAUUUCAGUGCCACAAAACCAGUGAUAUUACAUGAAAGUGCAAACAGUGAAUUGCGAGUUGCUAUAUGACCUAAAAAACGAAAGAAAGAGAUACUAGCCAAAAAACACUGCCUUAAAUUCCAUCUUAUAGAGCAAGCGUAAUUUACUUGUAAAUAAAAUAUUGUUAGUGAGUUUUGACGACGAAGACAUAAAAAAAAAUAACGAAUGAUUGUGAGAGCAUUAAAAUAUGUGACAAUUUUUUCUGUGUGAGGGUAGAAUUUGCGAAUGCUUUUGUGUUUUACUAAUGGUUAUUAUAAAUAUUUACAUACAUAAGAGAGUUAAAAUAAGACUGUUCUUUUAACAUUUUUCUGGAAAAAAAAUUUUGUUAAAUAAAAAAAAGAAACUAAGUAUUACUUUCUCACAUGAUUUAAAUCAUAUGAAUGUCGAUUAAUUAAGGAUAUAAAGACAUCAAUUAGUUGUCGAAAGAUUGAAUGGUAAUUCAAUAAUAAUUAAUCAAAAAAAAUUUUAUUUGUUAUAAUACAAUGUUGAGAAAAAUGAUUAAAUAUUUGUUUAAAAGUGUCAAAAAUUAAAUAGAAAGACUGAAAAAAAACAUUUAAAAAAUAUUUAUUUUCAAAGAUUCUUGUAUUUUUGGUAUUUUUGGGUAACAAUAUUUCCUCUGGACGCACAAUAUUGUCUAGAGUAUGCCAGUUCCAUUUUUUAAUAGAAAAACGAAAAAACAAACAUCGAAUGAAAAAUAUUUAUAUGCUUCACAAAAUUGAGGUGCACUUAAAUUAUAAGUGUCAAAAUAGUUAAUUAUUAAAAUUAAUAAUAUAGUGUAAUUUAAGAUUUCAAAUUCUAUUUCAAUUUCUGACUAUUUUUGUUAAAUGUUUUAAUAUAAAAGAUUAUAUUACGAAUAUUUUUUUGAGUGAUGAAAAUGGUUCUAAUGUAAAACAAAAAAACCACAGGACAAUAUUGUAAUAUGUAUGUAUGGACUGUGCUGCGGCAAAUAGUGCGUGCAUAAGAAAACGUUCCUUUUUAUCUGUAUAUUUUAAAUAAUAUUAUUGACAUUUUUUUUACCGAAAAUGUAAUUAUGAAAAAAAUAGAAGCCAAUAAUUGUUCGUUGAAUUUUUCGAGUGCUAAUUUUCAUAUUUUAAAUAUAUUGUCUUUUAAGUUUUAAUUAAUAAAAAAAAAUUUAUUUACGAA
This is a messenger RNA of Leptopilina boulardi, 5136 nucleotides long. RefSeq names its product netrin receptor UNC5C. Lineage: Eukaryota; Metazoa; Arthropoda; Insecta; Hymenoptera; Figitidae. The record is from RefSeq and is a predicted model, not a curated record. Gene Ontology annotation, molecular function: netrin receptor activity; protein binding. The transcript is spliced from 12 exons. Gene Ontology annotation, biological process: motor neuron axon guidance; netrin-activated signaling pathway. Gene Ontology annotation, cellular component: membrane. The coding region runs from base 969 to 3887 and encodes 972 amino acids.